AUGCCUCGAAAGAAGAUGGGACUCAAGUGGGGACCAGACACCAAAGGCGCAGACGUGGUCAAGGCCUUUCCCUUGAGCAUCAAGAAAAGAACAUUCCUCUUAACCGGAGUCGAUCGGGACGGAUUACCAGUAGCAACCGCCGAGGCCCUAGCAAGCGGAGAUGCAGCAGCCAUUAUCCUGAUGGGCAAGUCGCAAGUAGUGGCGCAGCCGGUGAUCGACGAGAUCAAUCAGAAACACCCCAAGGUCAAAGUGAUUUUUGUUUCAGUUGAUUGCGGCAGAUUUGCUUCCGUGCAUAAAGCGGCGGAUACUAUCAAGAAGCUCGAUAUUCCUAUCGACGGGCUCGUGGGAUUCCCUACUCUGUUCGCUGGACCGUGGGCGAAGACUGCAGAUGGGGUGGAGUCCCACUUUCAGCACAACUACCUGAGUCAUUUUCUUUUGAUAAAUCUGCUUCUGGAUCUAAUGCUAGCGGACUCCAGGGUGGUAAUGGUCAGCUCUUGCAUUCGGCCUGAAGCUUCGCUACCAGAGUGGGAUGAUCCCUCGUUUUCGGAUGGGAAAACAUAUCACCCGCUGGAUGCUUUUGCGUUAUCGACGUUCGCCAAUAUCCAGAUGGUCAAGUGUCUGGCAAUCUCUGGCGCUGGUCGCUCGAUGAGCACCUUUGCUGUGAACCCGGGGAAUACCAAACCAAGUAUUCAGACUGUUGCUUCCCUGGAGCACGUGGCUUCAUGGCUUCAGAAGAAGAAAGAACAGGGAGAAGAUCUCCCCAUUCUUCUACAGCAGGUACCCAAAUCCGUCUCGCAGGGCAUUGCCACCAUUUUGAGAGCCCUCCUCGAUCCGGAUAUUGCAGGCAAGUAG
This is a messenger RNA of Aspergillus clavatus NRRL 1, 852 nucleotides long. RefSeq names its product putative oxidoreductase, short-chain dehydrogenase/reductase family. Bases 1 to 852 code for a protein of 283 amino acids. Lineage: Eukaryota; Fungi; Ascomycota; Eurotiomycetes; Eurotiales; Aspergillaceae. The transcript has 5 exons. The record is from RefSeq and is a predicted model, not a curated record.